AUGAGACGGGAGAACCAGAGCCGCAUGUCCCAGUUCCUCCUCCUGGGGCUCCCCAUCCAGCCGGAGCAGCAGGGCGUGUUCUUCACCCUGUUCCUGGGCAUGUACCUGACCACGGUGCUGGGGAACCUGCUCAUCAUGCUGCUCAUCAGGCUGGACUCUCGCCUCCACACCCCCAUGUACUUCUUCCUCAGCCACCUGGCCUUUUGUGAUGUCUCCUUUUCUUCUGUCACUGUCCCCAAGAUGCUCAUGAACAUGCAGACUCAGCAUCCAAUCAUCCCCUAUGAGGGGUGCAUUAUUCAGAUGUAUUUUUUUAUACUUUUUGGCUGUCUUGAAAAUUUCCUUCUUGGAGUGAUGGCAUAUGACAGGUAUGUGGCCAUUUGCAACCCACUCCAUUACAUCAUCAUUAUAAGGAAGGAGCUAUGUGUCUUACUGGUGGCUGGGUCCUGGGUCUUCUCUUGUAUACGUGCCCUGUUGCACACCCUCCUCCUGUCCUACCUCAUGAGGAGGGAGAACCAGAGCCGCGUGUUCCUCCUCCUGGGGCUCCCCAUCCUGCCGGAGCAGCAGGGAGUGUUCUUCACCCUGUUCCUGGGCAUGUACCUGACCACGGUGCUGGGGAACCUGCUCAUCAUGCUGCUCAUCAGGCUGGACUCUCGCCUCCACACCCCCAUGUACUUCUUCCUCAGCCACCUGGCCCUCACUGACGUCUCUAUCUCAUCAGUCACUGUCCCUAAGAUGUUGAUGGGCAUGCAGACUAAGUACAGAUCGAUACCCUAUGUGGGGUGCAUUUCUCAGAUGUAUUUUUUCAUACUGUUUGGUUGUCUUGACAAUUUCCUCCUUGCAGUGAUGGCAUAUGACAGGUAUGUGGCCAUCUGUCACCCACUCCACUACAUCUCUGUCAUGAGGGAGGAGCUGUGUGUCUUACUAGUAGCUGGGUCCUGGUUCGUCUGCUGUGUCCAUGCCCUGUUGCACACCCUUCUUCUGGUACAGCUGUCCUUCUGUGCUGACAAUACCAUCCCCCACUUCUUCUGUGACCUCGCUGCCCUCCUGAAGCUGAGCUGCUCAGACACCUCCCUCAAUGAGCUGGUCAUCUUCACCGAGGGAGGAAUGCUUUUAAUCCUGCCUUUGAUUAGUAUCUUGUGCUCUUAUAUCCGUAUAGUAACCACUGUCCUGAGGGUCCACUCAACUAAAAGGUUCUUUAAAACCUUUUCUACCUGUGGAUCCCAUCUGUUUGUGGUGUCUUUAUACUACGGGACACUUGCAGGUGUUUACUUUUUCUCUUCAUCAUGGAACUCCAAUGACAAGGACAUGAUUGCUUCUGUCAUCUAUACAGUAGUUACCCCCAUGCUGAACCCCUUCAUCUACAGCCUGAGGAACAGAGAUAUAAAACAGGCCCUAGAAAUAUUUGUCAAUAGAGCUAACUUCUUUAAGUGA
Molecule: messenger RNA, 1431 nt
Organism: Cynocephalus volans (Philippine flying lemur)
Lineage: Eukaryota; Metazoa; Chordata; Mammalia; Dermoptera; Cynocephalidae
Product: olfactory receptor 1J4-like
Exons: 2
Coding region: 1-1431 (476 amino acids)
Biological process (GO): G protein-coupled receptor signaling pathway
Cellular component (GO): plasma membrane
Molecular function (GO): G protein-coupled receptor activity; olfactory receptor activity
Source: RefSeq, a predicted model, not a curated record